GGCGGCUAGGCAGCAGGCGCAGGGCGAGCUGCGGUGCCGAGUCCGGCCCUGCCCUCCGGCCGGCGCUAGGCGGCCAAGGCCUCCCGCCCGCGCGCCUGGCCUUAGGGCUGCGGGUCCGGCCGCCAUGUGGGGACCUUAAAGCGCCUGUGGUCUUUUGAAGCGCUCUGACAGCUCUGAAGGGCUUUGUAGUCCCGGAAGCGCUUUGGCGUCUCCGAAGUAGCGCCGUGCAAACUGAAGCGCCUGGGGAUCUUGGAGAGCCUGCUGUGGGCUGGGAAGCCAAUUCGAAGCCUUUAGUAAAUUUUGGAUCGAUUUUAACUUCUCUGAAGCGCUUUGGAAUUGCAAACUGAGUCGAAGCGCUUUGGUAUCUCGGAAACCUUGAGAACUGUGAUGGGCAGUGGAAAGAAGAGGGAAAGGUGCCCAUGGCGUCGGAGAGGCGCAAGGUCAAGUACCACUGGAGCAGCACGUCGGAAGGGUGUCCCAGCAAGCGCAGCUGCCUCCGGGAGCCCAGUGAUGUGGCCCCCUCCAGCCGGCCAGCUCAUAGCUCUGUGUCGCGUUCAGGAGGGGCCCGCAGCCCCAAGUGCUUGAAAGCCCAGGAGGAGGAUGAUGUGGCUUGCAAGCCACGGUUACCCUGGGGCUCAUCCCGAGGGAGAAAUUCCUCCUACUCUAACGAUUCUUCCGGCCCAGGUGUGGGCGGGGCCGCCUCCAAAGGCUUCCUGAUUCGGAGAACUCGCGGGUACCUUUCAUCACGGGGAUCCCCUCUACGCCCUGCCAACCCCUUUGUAGAAGAAAUGGCUUCUCUAGAGGAGGAAGCCUGCAGCCUUAAGGUUGAUUCCAAUGAUAGUUCUCAUAACUCAACGAAUUCUGAAUGUGCAGCUGAAGCUGAGGGUCAGAAUGAUACAACUGAGGAGCCAAACAAGCUCCAGAAAAGGAAGAGGGAUAGACUUCGAGACCAGGGCUCUACAAUGAUCUACCUGAAGGCUAUUCAGGGCAUCCUGGGGAAAUCGAUGCCAAAAAGGAAGGGAGAGGCCACUGCUAGGGCAAAACCAAGCAUAGGAGAGCGUCCCAGCCGUGCAAAAGAACCUGCCAGGAGUGAAGGACCUGUGAGGAGUGAAGGACUGACCAGGAGUGGAGAAGGACCAACCAGGAGUGGAGAAGGACCGGUCAGGAGUGAAGGACCAACCAGGAGUGGAGAAGGACCGGUCAGGAGUGAAGGACCAACCAGGAGUGGAGAAGGACUGGUCAGGAGUGAAGGACCAGUUAGGAAUGUCAAAGUCACAACUCCUCAGAAGGAGAAAGAAUCCGUCCCAGAGGUUGGAGUGGAGGAGGAAAAGACUGGGCCAGAGAGGAACAGCUUUUGCCACAGGAGAGUGGUUAUGGACCCUGAGGAGAAAUCCAGUGAGGAGCCACUUGAGCCACAUGGUGACCGAAGGACAGUCAUUGACAAACACUCACCACCCCUAGAGUUUUUGGAUGACUCUGACUCUCAUUUAGAAAUCCAAAAGCAUAAAGAUAGGGAGGUGGUGAUAGAGCGCCUCUCUUCAGGAAGUGACUGGUCUGAUGUGGAUGAGAUCUCCACAGUCAGAUUCUCUCAGGAGGAGCCGGUCUCACUGAAACUCUCAGCAGCUCCAGAGCCACCUUCUUUCACCACAGACUAUGUCAUGUACCCGCCUCAUUUGUAUAGUAGUCCUUGGUGUGAUUAUGCCAGCUAUUGGACCGGCAGCCCCAAGCCUUCAGGCUACCCCUCCAUGGGCAGCAGCAGCACUGACAUAGCCCAGGCUGGGAGGAGCAGCAGGAGCCUCCUGAGUGAUUAUUCUUCUAACUCUACAGUGAGUUCCCAAAACACCUCCAGAGACUUUGAGGCCACAGAGGAAGGCAGAUCCCAGAAUUCUCGUUCAUUUCCAUUCUCCAGGAGCUUAGAAGAAGAGGUGAGGGAGAAAAGAACAUUCCAAGAGGAGAUGCCACCACGUCAUUGUGAAGGACACAUACCUGGCUCCCUUCCUAGGAGCCACUGGGAGCCAAGCCUGGAGGAAGGCUUCAUUGAUACCCAUUGUCAUUUGGACAUGCUCUAUUCCAAGUUGUCUUUCAAAGGCACUUUUACCAAGUUCAGAAAAAUUUAUAGCAGCUCCUUCCCUAAGGAAUUUCAGGGCUGCAUCUCUGACUUCUGUGAUCCUCGGACACUGACGGAUUGCCUGUGGGAGGAGCUGUUGAAAGAAGAUCUGGUUUGGGGGGCUUUUGGCUGUCACCCUCAUUUUGCACGUUACUAUAAUGAAAGUCAAGAAAGAAAUCUUUUGCAAGCCUUAAGGCACCCCAAGGCUGUAGCAUUUGGGGAAAUGGGCCUGGAUUACUCUUAUAAGUGCACCACACCUGUCCCAGAACAGCAUAAGGUAUUUGAGAGACAGCUACAACUAGCUGUGUCUCUAAAGAAGCCUCUGGUGAUCCACUGCCGAGAAGCUGAUGAAGAUUUGCUGGACAUCAUGAAAAAAUUUGUGCCCUCUGACUACAAGAUCCAUAGGCAUUGCUUCACUGGCAGCUAUCCAGUCAUUGAGCCCCUGUUGAAGUACUUUCCCAACAUGUCUGUGGGCUUCACGGCAGUCCUGACAUACUCCUCUGCCUGGGAGGCCCGGGAAGCUCUGAAAAAGAUCCCGUUGGAUAGAAUCAUUGUGGAAACUGAUGCUCCCUACUUCCUUCCUCGCCAGGUUCCCAAAAGCCUUUGCCAGUAUGCCCACCCGGGUUUGGCCUUGCAUACAGUUCGAGAAAUUGCCAGGGUAAAAGACCAACCGCUCUCCCGCACCUUGGCUGCUUUGCGUGAGAAUACCAGUCGCCUCUACAAUCUGUAAGCAGAAAGUACACGAUCAGGAGUUUUCCUGGAAGAGGGCGACCAGCAGCCUGAUGUAACAUAGGCUGGGCUUGAACUCUGCCUGUGUCCCAGGUCAAGGAUAUGUUUGGAGAGCCCAUUGGAACAGAGAAACCAGGACAGGAUGUUUUCCUCGAAACCUCGACAUAAAGCUUCUGGCUGGUGGAUGGGGUGGGGUGGGUGGAGUGGAUGUGGGACAAGGGUUAGGGGAACUGCCCCAAGUAGUAUCAGUAUUUUGCCACCCAGCCCGAAUACUCCAGGGUAGGCAGUGAAGAAGAAGAGUUUGCCAAUCCAAGUCCUGUUCUCUGCAGCCUGUAUUUUUGAGCAAUCUGUGAAUAAAGUCACCCUCCUUCUCGGCUAA
Molecule: messenger RNA, 3215 nt
Organism: Otolemur garnettii (small-eared galago)
Lineage: Eukaryota; Metazoa; Chordata; Mammalia; Primates; Galagidae
Gene: TATDN2
Product: TatD DNase domain containing 2
Exons: 8
Coding region: 420-2837 (805 amino acids)
Molecular function (GO): hydrolase activity, acting on ester bonds
Source: RefSeq, a predicted model, not a curated record